Molecule: messenger RNA, 11737 nt
Organism: Micropterus salmoides (largemouth bass)
Lineage: Eukaryota; Metazoa; Chordata; Actinopteri; Centrarchiformes; Centrarchidae
Gene: mxra5a
Product: matrix-remodelling associated 5a
Exons: 7
Coding region: 2732-10243 (2503 amino acids)
Cellular component (GO): extracellular region
Molecular function (GO): protein binding
Source: RefSeq, a predicted model, not a curated record
UCAUCAGAUGCCAUUAUCCAGUAUCAGAUACAGAUCACAUAUUAUAUACAUACCAGAGAGUAAUGGGGUAAUGAUUUCAUUAAUAAUAGGUUAUAACUGAGAUUGAAAUGGAAAGUGCCCCUGAAAUAGAAGUGUACCCAAGAAGAGAAAAUCACUUGUAUUUAGAACAAACUGUAAGUUUAAUAUCUAUGUGCAGAGUGUUUACAGAGCUCUAUGAAACAUUCAUUUUUCAAAUAAAAUGAUCUAUGGUGUACUGAUGUUGCAUAGAGGCGCUCCUCAGGUGCUGCCGCAGGCCACAUAGCUUCAGUGACCUUACGCCCAUGUGGUUUUGGGGCAUGUGUGCCAUAGGCCAGCAGUGACAUUGUGAUGGAUGGAGGCUCUCAGUACAGCAGCGGUAACUGGAGGCCCUCUACUAAGCGUCCCUCUGUCACGUUUGACCUCCAUUUUCCUCCAACUUACACACUGUCACGCAGCAGCCGAAAGGCCCCUGGACGUCAGCACGUAAGUGAUGGAGAUUUCGAGAGAAGAGGAAGGAAGCUCAGGGGCCACAGCUAACAUCACAUGUAUAGUGUUUCAAGACAAUAUCACCAUAGAUGAUUCCACAUUUCCAGCACAUAAUAAAUAAAAUCCCAUUAAAUCAGCUUUGGAAUCAGUUUUGAGUUGAUGUCAGACAGAUAUUCAUGUUCCAGUUUCACAAAAUGACACAGUAACAGACAGGCUGUCUGUAUUUUCACCUGUUUUUUAUGUGCGGCCUGUUGUUGUUGUGCCCUGCAUGUCCGGAUAUGUGUCUGUGCAUGCUUUUUUCCAAUGCCUCUGCGUCUAGUCACUGCAUGCUGUGCACAUAUGUGUCAGUGUUAAUGAAAGGGCUUUGAAGUUUACCUUUAGCACUCAGCCUUUAGCAAUCUAUGUACAGUCAGAGAUGGAGAGAAGGGCAAACCCAGCAGUUUAACAUCUUUAAGGCUGACAUAACAGUUUAACGGUGAAUUGAGUGUAUGUCUUAACUAACUACAAUCUAUUGAUAUGAUAUUAUUCAUUCAAUCAUUAUCUUCAAGUUAGUCUUUUUUCUUAAAACAUCUAUUCAGCAUGGCAGAUGGCUGCAGAUUACAGGAUAUGUGAAUACAUAGGGUGUUUGACUUUGGCUCAGUUUUUGUGAAAGUCUGCUAUCAGUAAAAGCUUUUGUUUAAUUUGUUAAUCUGAUGAUCUGUCUGUUUGACACAUAGUCUUGUUUUCUGUUGCCCCUGGAAGCAGUGUCUCAUAAGCAAGACUGGAUUACAAACCAAAUAGAGCAUGCAACUGCCCAUGGACCCCAGACUUCCAGGGGCCCUGAAAGCUCCAGGCUUACUGUGUGUCAACAUCAUUCAUUUAAUUAAACCAAAUAAUUAUUUGGGAAUAUGCAUCAGUGAUGCACAAUAUCAACUGCCAUGACAACGGCCUUAACACUCUACUGCAUAUUAUUCUUCUCUGUGGCAACAGAGUCUUUUUGACCCUGAAACCCUCCCAGUUAUAAAUACUUUAAUUUUUACAUGUCACACAUGACAUGUUUUUGAAUGAGGAGAGUAAGUGGGCAAAAUGUGUGAAUCGAUAGUCUGAGGAUAGAGGGUGCCAUAUGCUGUGAAUGGUGAUGGUAAUGUGAUAGUAAAGCUAGUUGAGGCAAAAUUGUGAUCAAUGAUGAAAUCAAUGUAUCUUGUUGGAAAAAAUAAAAGCUAGUGCAUCAGUGUCUGAAGAAGCAUACUUCUUCCUAAACUGUGAUUUCCCAUUUGUUGCCUCAAGGCAAAGUUAUGCAGUUAGGGUACUUGUUAACUCAAUGCCAUUCUGAUUGAGAUGCAUAACCAUGUAGAUGUACACCCCAGUCAAUGAUUUUGCUAUUCUGCAACACAUGGUCAUUUUAAGGUCUACAAACAUUUUUUUUUUUUGACUGAUUACAAGAUCCAAAACUUAAAAAACAAUAAUGUAACAUUUAAUUUAAUUUUAACACUUUCAGCGCUAUACACUCAGCAGUGUACAGCUAAACAGCAAGAGUGUGUUUAGCUGUAUUACAGUAUCAUUCUCUUAGUCAAGACCCACUUCUGUCCUCUUUCGUCCUCUCAAAAUCUCCUGGCUCCUCCUGUUGCGCCUCCGCCGUGCGCGCUGGCGAAGCUCCUUCACUCGUUGCUUACUGGAGAGCCACAGAGCACACUGGCACUUCGGAGUUUAAACCAAACUUUUCCCCUAAGGAUUUUACAUUCUAAUGUGUGUUCAUUCUCUGCUCUGUGCAGCUCUUCCCAGUUUCUAACACCAGCGUUGUUUAUUUUGUCUUAGACGUUUCUGUUUUUGUUCUAUUUUUAAUUCAACUGUGCGGUUUCCUGGCUUGAUCCAUGUGGAAAUGGAAUAUGAGGAGGUCCCUAGAGAGAAACUAUCAAGGUUUUGAGGUAAGAGCAUCUAUAUUUCAUUACAACGAUUUGAGCUGAAGUAAUGAAAUAUUUAGGAAGCAAUUUGGCUGAAACCCCGCUCCAGUGCAAUGUGCGUGAUUUUCGAGUUUAUCCAUUCAUGGGGAGAUGGAGGCAGAGUCACCCACGAAACUUGACUGUCGUCGAAUGUCGGCUUUAUCCCCUUGAAAAUAGUUCUUAACAUGGAUUAAUGAUAAUAAUAAUAACUGCAUGUGUGAUGUCAACAUUAUAACUAUAAUAAUAAUAUUAUGUUAUUGUAGUUAUUACACGGACAGCUGCUGUAACUGCUCCUCUCCUGGAUAAAUAUGGACCCUCCCGCCCUGUGCGUCCUUCAGACCCUGCUGGUGCUGAUGAUCUUGCCCCCUGUUGCCUGUGUCCCUUGCCCCCGGCCGUGCUCCUGCCCCCAGCCCACUGAGCUCCACUGCACCUUCCGCUCCCUCAUUACCAUCCCAGCUGCUGUAUCUAAACAAGUGGAACGCAUGAACCUGGGGUUCAACAGCAUUAAUAAGAUCACAGACAAAUCACUGGCUGGUCUGAGGAAGCUGGAGGUUCUGAUGGUCCAUGGAAACGACAUCCACAGUCUACCAGAUGGAGUGUUCAGGGACCUUAUUUCACUACAGAUGUUGAAGAUUAGCUACAACAAACUGAAGGAGAUCAACAGACACACCCUCCAGGGUCUUUGGGCCUUGGCCAGGUUACACCUGGACCACAACCGACUGGAGUUCAUCCACCCAGACACCUUCCAGGGCCUCACCUCCCUGCGGCUGCUGCAGCUGGAAGGCAAUCGGCUUCAGCAGCUGCACCCAGCCACCUUCACCACCUUCACUUUGAUGGGCCACUUCCACAUCUCUACUCUGAGGCACCUCUACCUGUCAGACAACAUGCUGAUGUCACUGCACUCCAGGCUGGUGGCCACCAUGCCUCAGCUGGAGAACCUGUACCUCCAUGGUAACCCGUGGACAUGUGACUGCAACAUGAGGUGGCUCCAUGACUGGGAUAAAACCUCACCAGGUGUCUUAAAAUGUAAAAAGGACAGGGCCCUUCCUGGUGGCCAACUGUGUCCCAUGUGCUCCUCUCCCAGACACCUCCAGAGAGAAGAGCUCCAGGCUGUAGAGAACAUGGUCUGCAGCAGCCCCAUCAUCAUCUCUUCUCACAGGACUUCCCUACUUAAUGAUGUCGAGAGUGAGGUCUUGUCCACAGAGGACUUCAGGGAACCGUUUGGAAACAUCUCCCUGGGCCUGUCAGACGAACAUGGGAAUGAAGUGGAUCUGAAAUGUAGCAUUGGUGAGCCAAGAGAGCUUACCAAGAUCAACUGGGAGCAGAUCAACCAGCUUCAGCUGGCCUCCAACAUCACUUUGUCGGUGGAUCUUGAAUGCCCCGUUGAUAGAGAAAAAUAUGAGCAACUGUGGCGGUUAAUCGCUUACUAUAGCAAUGUGCCAGCCCACUUACAAAGGGGGAUUAUGCUCAGACAAGAGCCUCAUCCAACCUAUGUGUACAGACAGGACUCUGAGAAGGAUGCCCUGUACUACACAGGUGUUAAAGUUAAUAUCAUGGCCCAGCCGGCAUGGCUGAUGCAGACAUCUGCAGACCUUCAGCUGAACAGACUUCAAUCAUCAGCCAAGAUGGUAAAAUUGAUCCUGAGCACGGACUUCUCAGAGACAGUAGAGGUGGAGCUGUUGCAGAGACAUAGGAGGACAUGGGUCAUGACUGAGUCAACCAACAUGACUCGUAAAGUGAUGAGUGCUAUCCUGGGGAGCCCGAUUCAAAUGUACUGUAACGUGCACAGUUCUGGUCAACCGGUAAUCCACUGGAUGCUGCCAGACGGCUCCAAGGUGCAGGCACCGCACAGCAGUCCAGACAACAGGGUGUCUGUGUCUAGUGAUGGACGACUGGUCAUUAAAGCUGUCAGCCACACAGACACAGGAAUUUACUACUGCAUUGCCAAGCUUCAUGGAGACCUUGCUGUUCUGCCAUUCCAUCUGACAGUGCAGGAAUCCUCUAGCCCUCCCCCAGGGGAAGACACCACUGAUAUACCUAUAGAGGGAUUUGCAGGGAACCCCAUUUCAGUACCUUGCGCAGCCUCUGGUUCCCCUGAUGCUGAAAUUAACUGGAUUCUACCAAGCAACAACAUAGUUAGUUUCCAAGCCAACUCAUCCAGAGCUUUGGUCUAUUCCAACGGCACUCUACAUAUCCCACAGACUCAGUUAUUGGACAGUGGUCAUUAUAAAUGCAUCGCCAUAAAUCAACACGGUGUGGAUACGCUGGCUACAAAAAUCACUCUCGUCAGGAGCAAAGGGCUGAUAAGGCCUUUGAGGAAGUUUCCUGCAAGACCUCAGUCAGCCUCAGGGGUCAACGCUCAGAUUAAAGUUCCCACAAAGGAUACAGAGGAAGCAUCAGGAGACAUUGAGGUUACUCAGGUGGGGACUCCAGUGAGCCGCUUGGAUCCUUUGAGAAGGAGAAUUCCAGCAGGUGUGGUCCCAGGCAGGAGAGGUGUCCAUCCAUCGAGAAAUAUUUGGCGGAGGCCAGCAGUGGUUCGAAAACCAACAGGAUCACGUGUUGAAGACAGGAAAAAUAUAGUUGAGAGCAGGAGAAAGAUUAAUAUGUCAAAGAGUAAAAUAGACCCAGAGAAAUGGGCUGAUAUUUUGGCUAAGAUUAGGGAAAGAAAUACUCAGAAUACUGUGACACCACUCCCAGGUCAGUAUACGACAGAGAGGAAACUUACAAAGCAGAUAACACAGUCACAAGAAACUAUUGAGGGAUCAUCGGAUGGUUUGACUGUGCAGGAAAAAGAGGGCCAGGAUUACUUCACAACACCAUACAAUCCAGUACAACAUACACAAACGAAAACUCAUACACAAGGCCAAAGCACACACGAAACAUCUAAUACCUACACUGCACAUAAUGCACAUCAGCAAACACACAGCAUACAUGCUACUGCAGAGCCACACACAAUACAGAGUACAUACAGUGUACCACACACAAGCCGUGAUAUGAACUUGGAUCUAUCCACAACUUCAAACAGUGUAUUUUUCCUCGCACAGACUACAUCUGUUCCUCUACAGGCUGUCACUUUCUGGCAGGCUAGCACAAACACUGCAAGCAGCAGCAGUACAUUUUCUCUACAAGAGAACCUUAGUACAAAUACAGAUGUUGAUAGAGUCAAAACAGCUGAUUUGUCCAAGGCAUUGGAGAGGAGCAAGAAUAUGGAUAGACCAAAUGUUGUUGCCAGCUCUAAUAAUGACAGAGAACUCUUUUCAAGUGGAAGUCAAAUUAUCCCUUUGGUCAACCCAAAUGAAUCAGAGACAAGCCAAAAGGAAAAUGGAAAAUAUCUUAGUGAGACUGCAACAACGUCACAGUUGCAUACUCAGCCAAAGGACACAGUAAAUGAUCUGCAAUCUCAAUCAGUGCUCACAAUAGCAUCUCCAACAACUACACUUGUACCCACCACUACAAGAAAGAGGGGGUCUGGAGGGCAAUCGCUGCAGAGCCAACGACAACCUUACUCUAGGAGAAGGAAUGGGGCUGGUCGGAGAAAACAGACAAGAAGGAAACAAAAGCUGAAUAAACUCACCAAGUUUAUAGCCACCACACCUACAAAUGCUCCCCUAGCAACAGCAAGGACCACUGCCUCCACACAGCUAAAAAUAGAACCAUUAGAAGUUACAACAGCCAAUUUCAAUACCACUGUUCCAUUCAGUGGCAGCCAAGCAGCGUCAUCAGGCAGACUGAGUCAUGAAGAAAGCACAGUUUCAAGGCAUGACGGCGAGGCAGCCACCAAACUCUUUUCACUACCAGCUUCUCCCCGCGAAACAAACAACAGUCUUCAACCCCAGGCCAAACCACUAUUCAAAAGCACAUCAGCGGCACUGUCAUUUCCAACAGCCUUUCCAGGAGUGGGUCACGGAAGGACAAGUUCUCAGACAACCUUAGGAAUCUCAGAGAGUGCAUCUCCACCAGAGCACUUGGAUAUACUCACAUCAACCACUCAGCAGGGGUUUACAGGCAGCUCUCAUCUACCUGUUAAGCCCUUAGAGGAGAAACAAAAGGUGACAGGAGACCUUGGACCUGCGCCACCCUCUGACAAUUCUUCUAGGAAUUUUCACGCAGUAAUACAAGUUCAAGAAGAUGUCAGGCCAAAUCAAUCUGGCCAUGAAUAUACAACCACUGAAAAGAGUAGAAAGAUGCUUUUGAGAGAAACUGGCAUGUGUUUUUCUCAACUGCCAUCCACAUCCACCUCAGCUGCUUCCUUGAUCGAACAUCAAAUCAAGACAACCUCUGAAUACACUUCAAGUGGCUUAAUCACGACACAGAGCAUGCCUUUUGAUUUAGACACAGAACAGGUUACCACAAAGAAAUCAACAGUACCUAAAAGAUCGUAUUAUAGUUUUCAUCAAAAUAAAACCAGUGAGUCAGAGUUAUAUCGACAUUCCUCAAGGCCUACUACUGUGACCCCAUCCGGAGUGGCACCACAUGUCACACUACACAAAACGUCUUCUACUGUAGCUAUGAGCCCUUCACUCAGGGCCACCACUCAGGAGGCUCCCAGGAUCACCAAUAUUCCAGACAACAAGAGUCAAGACCAACAAAUCCAACCCAUCACCACAUCAGAUCCUAGAACAGCAGACAUCCAUACUGUAACCCACUCAACUGACCACAAACUGGAUGUAUUUAUCAGUACAAAUCCAUCUUUGCCAACCCUAAAAUUUACUAGAGAGCAGACAACUGAGCAGACGGCCACCCCUGCCCCAACAAUGGCUGCAGUCCAAACUAAUCCAUUCAGAGACGGACUGCUAACAAGCACUCAGGAUGUGUCCAGAAAGCACCAGCUACCUGGACAAGGAUCUAUUCCAAGAGGAAAGGCAAAGAUAACUAAGCGUAAUUUCCACACUUUCACUGUGAAAGCUGAAACAGAUGCUCAGCUUCCCUGUGAGGCUGUGGGUGAGCCAAUGCCCUUACUGUCAUGGACUAAAGUUGCCAGCGGGGCAAGUAUUGCUCGGAAUACCCGGGUCCAGAGGUUUGAGGUCCAUCCAAAUGGUACAUUAAUCAUCAGGAACACACAGCCCAUGGAUGAGGGCCAGUACCUGUGCACGGUCCAGAACCAUCAUGGCACAGACAAAAUGGUAAUCAGCCUUGUGGUCCUGUCUCAGCAACCACGGGUCCUUCAACCUCGGCACAGAGACAUCACUGUGCAUCUAGGUGGCAAAGUCGCUUUAGAGUGUAAAGUGGAGGGGCACCCUACGCCUCAAGUCACAUGGGUACUCCCUAACCAUGUCCACAUGACUACUGCCGCACUUAGUGUUGUCGCUCAGCAGCGUGUGGACAUCUUCAAUAAUGGGACCCUCCAGCUCAGCCAGGCCACUUACACAGACAGAGGGAUUUAUAAGUGCAUUGGCAGCAGCGCAGCCGGAAGCGACACAGUUUCAGUCCGCCUUUAUGUCUCAGCAUUGCCACCUGUCAUUCAGCAGACACAAAAUGAGAACAUCACCCUCUCUGAGGGCAGCACUGCCUACAUCCACUGCACUGCCACAGGUGACCCUCAGCCUGUCAUCCGCUGGAUCACACCUGAUGGCAUACAGCACACUGCUUCCCAGUUUGUUACUGGACACAACCUCAUAGUCUUCCCCAAUGGGACCCUCUACAUACAGGGACUGGGCCCGGGAAAUGCUGGGAGAUAUGAGUGCUCGGCCAGUAACGCAGUGGCAUCCAGCAAGAGAACAGUGAUCUUGAGCAUAAAGCGGAAUCCAUCCUCUGGCAAGGCCAGUAUCACCUCAUCUUCCCCCCAGAAAACAGAUGUGAUCUACGGGAGGAAGCUGCUGCUCAACUGUGUGGCAACAGGAGAGCCAGUGCCCCGGAUCAUCUGGAGGACGCCCUCUAAGAAGCUGGUGGAUGCUCAGUACAGUUUUGACACCAGAAUCAAGGUGUUCCCGAAUGGCACUAUAACCGUUCAUUCUGUGACUGACAAGGACAAGGGAGACUACCUGUGUGUGGCACGUAACAAGAUGGGCGAUGACUACGUUCUGCUGCAGGUCAAUGUGCUCACCAGGCCGGCCAAGAUCGAGCAGAAGCAGCAGCGAUCCAGUCAGGAAGUGGUGUACGGUGGAGACCUGAAGGUGGACUGUGUGGCCUCUGGUCUCCCCAACCCUGAGAUCAGCUGGGCACUACCGGAUGGCACCAUGGUCAACCCUGUCAAACAAAGAGACAGUGUCCGCAUGGGGCGUAGUCGCAGGUAUGUGGUGUUUGAUAAUGGGACACUGUACUUCAACGAUGUUGGCAUGCCAGAAGAAGGUGACUACACCUGCUACGCCGAGAACCAACUUGGCAAAGAUGAAAUGAAGGUUAGAGUCAAGGUCAAGGUUGCAACUUCCCCACCACAAAUCCAGGAUAAAGACCAAAAGAUUGUCAGGGUUAUCUAUGGUGAGACUGUUACACUGAGAUGUAACGCCAAAGGGGAUCCAAUGCCAGCCAUCACAUGGCUAUCCCCUACAAACAGACUGAUCUCACCAGCUUUAGACAAACACCAGGUCCUGGAUGAUGGGACAUUGGUGGUUCAAAAGGUCCAACGUUUUGAUGGAGGUAACUACACUUGCAUGGCCAGGAACAAUGCAGGACAAGACCACAAAGUCAUCAGGAUAGAGGUCCUGGUAACAUCUCCAAUGAUCAACGGCUUAAGAGGAACUGCCAACACCAUCAAGGUGACUGCAGUCCAGGAUCAGCGGAAGUUGGUGGACUGUGUGGCAAAGGGAACCCCCACUCCUCGCAUCAUGUGGGUUCUACCAGGAAAUGUGAUCCUUCCUGCACCAUACUACAGCAAUAAAAUGACAGUUCACCAAAAUGGUACCUUGGAAAUCCAAUCACUUAAGAGGACAGACUCUGGGCAGCUGGCUUGUAUUGCUCGUAAUGAAGGAGGGGAGGUCAGGCUGGUGGUUAACUUGGAUGUGAAAGAAGUUGUCGAGAGGCCACAAAUUAGAGGUCCCAAAACAGAUAGCUUGUCGCUAACUGUGGGGAAUGCCAUGAUGUUGAAUUGUUCCUUUGAGGGCUCAACACUACCCCAUGUCACUUGGAUCUUACCCAACGGUACACCUUUGCAUAGUGGUGCUCGGUUUUCAAAAUUUUUGCACCAGCCUGAUGGCUCUUUGAUCAUUAGCAACCCUUCUGUUGCUGAAGCUGGUAUGUACCGCUGUCUGGGGUAUAAUUCUCGCGGGCUUGUGGAGCGUACAAUCACAUUGUCCCCCGGUAGAAAGCCAGAGAUCAACAACAAAUACAACUCUCCUGUCAGUGUCAUGAAUGGGGAAAGAAUUUUGCUAAAUUGUCUAACCAGUGGUGAACCCCUCAGACUAACAUGGACAUUACCCAGUGGGGUUGUCCUCAACCGGCCACAAAUAGCUGGACGAUAUGCUGUACUUCCCAAUGGGACGCUUGCCAUCCAACAAGUAUCAGUCUAUGACAGGGGGUCCUACAUUUGCAGAGCUGCAAAUGAGUACGGCAGCUCUAAGCUUUCUGUAUCGGUAAUUGUGAUUGCAUACCCACCUCGAAUUACCAACGGCCCUCCCUCUGUAACUUACGCCAAACAUGGAGUUGCUGUUCAGUUGAACUGUGUAGCAACUGGCAUCCCUAGAGUGGAGGUAGCAUGGGAAACACCUGAUAAAACCCGCUUGGCUGUCAUUGCGCAGCCGCGCCUUUUUGGAAACAAAUACCUCCAUCCGCAAGGUUCCCUGAUCAUCCAGAACCCGACACAAAGAGAUGCUGGGGUCUACCGAUGCACAGCUAGGAAUGUCAUUGGCAUAGACUCUAAAUCCACAUUUCUCAAUGUGUUCUGAAGGAUUUCGCUAUUCAUCAUGGUCCAUUUUCAUACUGUAUGCCCAAGCAACUGCCUAGUUAAAAGCAGCUAAUGUUUUUAAUGAUCAAAAUGUUGUAAAAACUGCUGUCACAAUGAUGAAAUAAUGAGUUAAUUAAAUCCUGCAAACCUGUGCUUAUCUGCUCUUCCUUCAUAUGGGCUGUAAUUUAAUAACUUCAGUGUAGUUAUAUGUGGUAAGAUACAUGUUGGACCAAGGACUAUAGUAAAUGAACCAAAACAGUUCCCUUCUAUGCUUCUAAGUUUAGGAGUUGUGGAAAAAAUGGCCACAUGAUGGCAACUUACCAAAACUCAGUUCCUCCUUUGCCACUUUUUCCCACUCACAAAGCUAAGUGGUUUUCAGUAGUUUUGGAUAUCCCUUGCUAACAGACAAACUGGACCAAAAACAGAGUCUUUGCAUCGUAGCAUCGUCAGCUGUACAUGCACCUUUGCUUUGAUGACGUAGUACAGUUGCUUCAAUGACAACAAUGACUGAUUAUGUCAAGCUGUAAUGAAUUGCAAAACGUCUGUAUUUUCUAACUUGGAUCUAUUGUUUAACUUAAUAAGAAAAUUUACUGAAAAUGUAAAAUGUUGCCUUUUGUCUUUUACUGAAUUUGAGUAAUCAUUGGUAUCUUGUGCCUUUCAGAAAUGUCCAUCUUACAAGUUUUUCUCAGCCGCUUUAUGAACAUUUCUCAGAUCAGAAUUGAAAUUCUCAAAACUACUUGUUCAUCCUCCACAUCAUCUUGUCACAUCAUAAAAUCAAUUUCUCAUCGGUUUGAACAAAUUGUAAAUGAUUUGACAUAUUGAUAAUUUUCUGCUGUUUUCUACAUUAUCAAUUGCUUAUGUCAUGCUGUUCACAAUGUAUUAUACCGGUUCUCUGUUAAAUUGGCCUACCCCAAAUACUUUGUACUGUUGAAAUUGAUAUGCCCUAUUAAAAAAGUGCAGCCUUGUGCAUUUUCAAUCAUUGUCAUCAAAACCUUAGCCAUAGUGUACAUCAGAAAAUACUUACAGACUACAUUGUUAUAUUGACAACAUGACUUAACAUUUUGACUAUCUUGUUCGUGAACAGUGACCAAAGGACUUGUCAUUCUGAUGGCACUGACAUGUUCACUGACAUAAAGAUUUACUUUUGAGAGAUAGACUAAGGAUUUUAAGCAAGUUACAGGCUUUUGCAGGUAAUCCACUGUGUAGUGCUAUGAUGUGUUUCAAGAAAUGCACUUUGUGUUUUGCAAAUGUGAUGAUUUAAUUAAUGUACCAAAGCGACUGAGAAAAACUGUAAGUAUUUUCUCUAUGUUUCCAUAACUGAGUCAGAUAUUUCAAUAAUAACUGUUUCCUGCUCUCAGCAGUCUUUGAAUCUGCUUCCGAAAAAUGCUGAUACAAGUUCAAUGUCCUUAUUUGUAAAUUAUUUGUCUUUGACAGACUGUGAUGUAUAGCAAUUUGCCCAUAUUUUAAUAAAAAUAUUUCCACCUGUUUCUACUAA